Sphaerodactylus townsendi is the source of this 1387-nucleotide messenger RNA. RefSeq names its product crystallin mu (gene CRYM). The transcript is spliced from 8 exons. Gene Ontology annotation, biological process: thyroid hormone metabolic process. The record is from RefSeq and is a predicted model, not a curated record. Gene Ontology annotation, cellular component: cytoplasm. Gene Ontology annotation, molecular function: thyroid hormone binding. Lineage: Eukaryota; Metazoa; Chordata; Lepidosauria; Squamata; Sphaerodactylidae. Bases 91 to 1161 code for a protein of 356 amino acids.
GGAGCGGAUCGGCGUGGUCUGCAAUCCAGGCGGCGGCAGCGGCUGAAUUGGUGCUGUGGUCUGCUGCUGCUGGGCUGGACGGCGGCUGCCAUGAGUCGGGGAGUUCCGCCGCCGCUGCUGCUGGGGGCCGAGGCAGUGGAGGAGCAUUUCCCCCCCGCCGCCCUGCUGAUCCCCGCCUUGGAAGCCGCCUUGGCCAACUUCUCCCGCGGCCCCGAGGGAGGCGUCGCCCAGCCGGUGCGCACCGUGGUCCCCAUCCAGAAGUACAACGGGUUCUUAGGAGUCAUGCCUGCCUACAGCGAAGAGGAUGACGCCUUGACCACCAAGCUGGUGACCUUUUAUGAACACCCCAAGGACCCUUCUGUUCCUUCACACCAAGCAACAGUUCUGUUACUGGAUCCAACCAAUGGGACUCUAAAAGCUGUCAUGGACGGCAGCGUCAUUACAGAGAAGCGAACAGCUGCCGUGUCUGCAAUCGCCACUAAGCUUUUGAUGCCAGCUGGUUCUGAGGUUCUCUGUAUCCUCGGAGCUGGAGUUCAAGCCCGCAGCCAUUAUGAGAUCUUCAUGGAGCUGUUUUCGUUCAAGGAGGUGAGGGUGUGGAAUCGCACCAAAGAGAAUGCCGAGAAAUUUGCCCGCUCGCUGGCAAGGCCGGUCCAAGUCUGCUCUACUGUCCAGGAGGCUGUCGCUGGGGCAGAUGUGAUUGUCACAGUCACUAUGGCGACAGAACCAAUCUUACAUGGAGAAUGGGUGAAAGCUGGGGCCCAUAUCAAUGCCAUCGGCGCGAGCAGGCCGGACUGGCGGGAACUGGACGAUGACGUGAUGAGGGACUCUGUCCUGUACGUGGACUCCAAAGAAGCCGCUCUGCGUGAAUCCGGAGAUGUUAUUUUAUCUGGGGGAAGUCCAGUUGCAAACAAUCGCGAAAACUCACUGGCGAAUCUCUCCCCGGCAAUGUUCCAAGCCUGUUCAGGACCGCCUCCGUCGAUAGGUGCCCAAACAAUCCAUCUCUGUUUGCAGGCGAAGAUUUUUGCGGAGCUGGGCGAGGUGUUGCUGGGAACGAAACCGGCCCUGUGUGAGCAAACGACUGUGUUCAAAUCUCUGGGGAUGGCAAUUGAAGACACAGUCGCUGCUAAGAUGGUCUUUGAUUCCUGGUCGGCCAGCAGCUGAAAGGAAGUGCUCUUAGGACACUCCAGCAAAAUAGCUUGACAGGCUGGUUCACGGUACAAUUUAUUGAUCAGAAGAAUGAGUAUCUUGCUAUUGACUGUAGCUCUUUUUUCCUUUUUUUUGACAAGUCUUUGCCUUGUGGAAAAGCAAUAGUUCUUUUUCUAAAGCAAGAAUUGGAUCCCCUCCACACACACACACACCCAACAAUAAACACAAUUUUUUUUCUGUA